This is a messenger RNA of Hippocampus zosterae (dwarf seahorse), 2029 nucleotides long. RefSeq names its product 8-oxoguanine DNA glycosylase (gene ogg1). The transcript is spliced from 7 exons. Gene Ontology annotation, cellular component: nucleus. Gene Ontology annotation, molecular function: damaged DNA binding; 8-oxo-7,8-dihydroguanine DNA N-glycosylase activity. Lineage: Eukaryota; Metazoa; Chordata; Actinopteri; Syngnathiformes; Syngnathidae. Gene Ontology annotation, biological process: nucleotide-excision repair; base-excision repair, AP site formation; base-excision repair. The record is from RefSeq and is a predicted model, not a curated record. Bases 183 to 1424 code for a protein of 413 amino acids.
GCCGUUCAGAUAAUGGACGUAUGGAUGAAAAAUUUCCAACUUUGACAGGGGAGCUGAUCACUUCCGUUCUGACGUCAUCGAAGUUCCGCCGGCAGACUGGCUGUAAACAAGGGCGACAAAGAUGCAACUCGAGAUUCUUUCCACCGUAGUAAUAUUUUAGAUGCACCCAUGCAGGCAAACUAAUGCGUAAAGGUAUGGCAACACAUGCAAAUCUUUCAUCAACACCAAACGCGUGGAGGGCUUUGUCCUGUGAGAAGUCAGAGCUGCGAUUGGAUCUUACUCUUGCUUGUGGUCAGUCGUUCCGCUGGAGGGAGACGGCAGUCGACCACUGGACUGGAGUGAUGGGAGGAAAAGUGUGGACUGUUACUCAGACAGAGGACACUUUGUGGUACAGCGUGUACAAACCUAAUGACAUACAAGUGCACAGAGAAGUCAAGGCAGGAAAUGGUGGUGUUUCCCUCAAUGAGAAAAACGAGUCACAGGUGAAAUGUGAAGCAUCUGUGAAGGAGGAGGUAGCGACUGUAAACCUCCAGCAUGAUGAGGACGAAGCCAUGUUGAGAGAUUACUUCCAAAUGAAUGUGAAUUUGAGGAGUUUGUACAGAAAAUGGGGAGCGGCGGACCCCCACUUCCAAAAAAUUGCUGACACCUUCACUGGUGUGCGAAUGCUCCGUCAGGACCCCACUGAAUGCCUCUUUUCCUUCAUUUGCACCUCCAACAACCAUAUAUCUCGUAUCCAGGGCAUGGUGGAGAGGUUGUGUGAGGCCCGGGGUGAUCUGCUCUGCCAGCUGGAUCAAACCUCAUACUACGACUUUCCUUCACUGUCCGCAUUAGCAGACGACAGUGUAGAGGCAUGCCUUAGAGAACUCGGUUUUGGAUACAGAGCUCGGUUCUUGCAACAGAGUGCAAAGCAGAUUUUGGACAACCAUGGUCACAAAUGGCUUGAAGGUCUACGCAGUGUCCCGUAUGUGGAGGCCCGUGAGGCUCUGCGUGCCCUCCCUGGAGUGGGCACAAAGGUGGCAGAUUGCGUAUGUCUGAUGUCCCUGGAUAAGGCAGAUGCUGUGCCAAUCGACACGCACGUGUGGCAAAUUGCCAAGCGUGACUAUAAAUAUGCUGCUGCCAAUGAACCCAAAAGCAUCACAGAAAAGCUUCACAAAGACAUUGGUGAUUUUUUCAGAAAUCUGUGGGGUCCUUACGCCGGUUGGGCACAGUCAGUAUUGUUCUGUGCCGAUCUCAAGAAAUUCCAAAAGCUGAAAGAAGCACCACAUUUAAAAAGGGCAAAGGAAGAAUCCGACAAUGAAAGCACAUUAACAGGCAAGAGAGCAAAUAUUAGGACCGUUAAAAGUAGUACUGUAAAAAACAGGAAACCCAAAUCAGCAUGUCAACAAAAAAGAACGGGGUCUGUGAAGGAGGAGCAAGUCGUAUGACAUACUGUAUUUUUCUGCAAUACCGCAAGUGUGUGAAAUAGUAGUUUGGGUGUAUGAUUCAUGUAACCUCUGUUGUGUAAACUAUCCCUUGAAUAUACAAAUUUAGCACCGUGCUGAGUCUUUUUUUAAUUAAUCAAAAAUAGCAAAAUCCCAGUCCGCAAACAGUUAUUUCUUGCUUAGAAAGCAGCAACUCCAGUAGAUUCAGAAGUGGUCUCUAGAUGGCAGUAUGUACUAGAAUAUCUGGCAUCCAUCCAUCCAUUAUACUCGCAAUGGUGGCAGGCAUGCUCAAGCCUAUCCCGUUUUUUGGGCAGGGGGUGUGGUACACAGUGAACUGGUUGUCAGCCAAUCACAGGGCACACAUUGACAAACAACCAUUCCUGCUCACAGUCACACUUCAGGAAAUUUUCGACUCUUCCAUUAACCUACCAUGCAGGUUUUUUUACAAUGUGGAAGGAAAUCUGUGCAGGCACAGCGAGAACAUAGCAAACGCCACACAGGAAGGCCGCGGCCAGAAUCCAACCCUUGAUCUAUCUACCAUGAGGCUAACCAGUCGACACCGUUCCGCCUAACUUUUAUUACAGGAUGUUUCAUUCAUCCAUUUUCAA